AUGACCACUGCCUACCCGGCAUUGAAUGAACUCUUUGUCUUUUUAAAUACCACUAUCACAAAUGUUUCGACAUUUUGUUCGAGAAUUCCUGGAUCUGGAAUCCUACUGAAAUAUAUCAAAAACUCUCACCAAAAUGAUCCAUUUCGAACUACUUUGGAGAUUAUGUUGGUGUUCUUCGCGAUCAUAUACCUGUUCAGAAAUAAAUAUCGAACAGAUAAUAAUUUUAUUGAGUUAACACCAAAGGAAAUUGAUGAAUUGGUUGAAGAGUGGCAACCUGACCCAUUAGUUUCACAAAUUUCUGAAGAAAAAAGGAUAGAAUUAGAAAAAACUCCGGUUAUAAAUGGUCCCACUGGUCCAAAGGUUAAAUUAGCAAAUGGAAAGGUUUUGAUGAACCUGGCAAGUUUUGAUUUCCUUGGAUUUUCUACGAAUGAGCAAUUGAAGGAAAAAGCUAUUGAAACUCUUCGACGUUAUGGCGUAGGUUCUUGUGGUCCACCGGGAUUUUACGGCACAAUUGAUGUUCACACCGAAUUUGAAAAAACCGCAUCAGAAUUUCUUGGUACUGAAGACACUGUAUUGUAUUCUCAGGGGUUUUCUACCAUUGGUUCAGCUAUUCCGUCAUUUUGUAAGAGGGGCGACAUAAUUGUCGCUGAUGAAGGGUGCAACUUCGCAAUUCAGAAGGGUGUACAAAUUUCUCGUUCUAUUAUCAAAUGGUAUAAACAUAAUGACAUGGAGGAUCUAGAGAGGAUUUUACAGAAAAUAAAAGAUGAGGAUACCGAGACUGGAAGACGAUUAACAAGAAGGUUCAUUGUCACCGAAGGCAUCUUUGAAAACUCUGGCGACAUUUCACCUUUACCUAAAUUAAUAGAGUUAAAGAAAAAAUUUAAAUAUCGUAUUAUUCUUGAUGAAAGCAUUUCAAUCGGAACGUUGGGCAAACGUGGAGCUGGAUUGACAGAUUAUUUCGAUAUUGAUCCCAAAGAGGUUGACAUGAUUGUAGGUUCGAUGUGCAAUUCAUUAUUCUCAUCUGGUGGUUUUUGUUCGGGUACGUUUGAAAUCACCGAUUAUCAGAGAAUUUCAGGACCAGCAUACUGUUAUUCUGCUGCUCUGCCAGCAAUGUUAGCGGUAUGUGCAACAGAAUCACUCUUAACUUUGGCUCAAAAUCCAAAUCUUCCCGCGAUAACUCUAUUAAAUACAAGAGCCUUCAAGAACGUAUUGGCAAGUGUAAAAUAUAUUAAGGUUGAAGGAUCACCCGAUUCGCCUAUGUUUCACUUGAGACUAAACGAGGACGUAAUUAGAGUUGGUGAUGUGGAAGAAAAGGAAAGGCUCCUUCAGGAAAUUGUUGAUGAGGUUAUGAACAAUGGUAUAUUGUUAACUCGUGCAAAAUAUGUGAGAAUCCAUGAACUUUUUAAUGUGGAACCAAGUAUCCGUAUUUGUAUUUCCGCUUGUUUCACUAAGAAAGAAGUUGAGAAGGCAGCGUCAACAAUUAAAAGCGUCAUUACCAAAGUUCUGAAAAAUAGA
Molecule: messenger RNA, 1515 nt
Organism: Acaulospora morrowiae
Lineage: Eukaryota; Fungi; Glomeromycota; Glomeromycetes; Diversisporales; Acaulosporaceae
Source: the annotation of a GenBank genome assembly